AUGAGGAAGGUAACAGGGAGAUUGAACAGUGCUGGGCUUGUGGGUAUGUUACUGGUUGUCCUGGAGGUCUGUGAGGGUGGGAUAACAAGUAGUUAUGUUAGAAAUGAUGACUUGUCCCUUGAUAUGCCUUUAGACAGUGAUGUGUUCCAAGUGCCUCCCGGAUAUAAUGCCCCUCAGCAGGUUCAUAUAACACAAGGAGAUCAUGAGGGGAGGGGUGUGAUUGUCUCUUGGGUCACUCCAGAUGAACCUGGUUCAAGUACAGUGCUUUACUGGGCAGAAAAUAAUACCAACCUCAAAAACCAAGCUCAAGGCACUAUUCUCACUUACCACUACUUCAAUUACACUUCUGGUUACAUUCAUCACUGCACCAUUCGCAAUUUGGAGUUUGACACCAAAUACUACUAUGAAGUUGGGAUUGGUAAUACCACGCGGCGGUUUUGGUUCACAACCCCUCCUGGCGUUGGUCCUGAUGUUGCUUAUACUUUUGGCCUCAUAGGGGAUCUUGGUCAGACUCACGAUUCAAAUCGAACACUUACCCAUUAUGAAUUGAACCCAACAAAAGGGCAGACGGUAUUGUUUGUUGGGGACCUCUCUUAUGCAGAUGAUUAUCCGUUUCAUGACAAUAACAGGUGGGAUACAUGGGGGAGGUUCACAGAGAGAAAUGCUGCUUAUCAACCCUGGAUAUGGACUGCAGGAAACCACGAAAUCGAUUUUGUUCCUGAACUUGGUGAAAGCAAACCCUUCAAACCCUACACAAACCGGUAUUUUGUUCCAUACGAAGCUUCACAUAGUACAUCUCCUCUCUGGUACUCCAUCAAGAGAGCUUCAGCAUAUAUCAUAGUCUUGUCCUCUUACUCCGCAUAUGGGAAAUAUACUCCUCAAUACAAGUGGCUUGAAAAGGAGCUGCCAAAAGUGAACAGAACUGAGACACCAUGGCUUAUUGUUCUUAUGCAUUCUCCACUAUAUAAUAGUUAUGCACAUCAUUAUAUGGAAGGAGAAUCCAUGAGAGUGAUGUACGAGCAAUGGUUUGUCAAGUACAAAGUAGACAUAAUCUUUGCUGGUCAUGUUCAUGCCUAUGAAAGAUCUGAGCGGAUAUCAAAUAUUGCAUACAACAUUGUGAAUGGACUGUGCAGCCCUAUAAGUGACGAAUCAGCCCCAGUUUACAUAACCAUUGGAGAUGGAGGAAAUCUAGAAGGAUUGGUUACUGAAAUGACAGAACCGCAGCCAAGCUACUCAGCUUUCCGGGAAGCUAGCUUUGGUCAUGGGAUUUUCGACAUAAAAAACAGAAGUCAUGCAUUUUUUAGUUGGCAUCGGAAUCAAGAUGGGUAUGCAGUAGAAGCUGAUUCUCUAUGGUUGAAAAACAGAUACUGGAAAUCUCCGGAAGAGCAGCUCCUAGCCGCAAUAUAA
Prunus armeniaca (apricot) is the source of this 1407-nucleotide messenger RNA. NCBI's taxonomy places the organism in Eukaryota, Viridiplantae, Streptophyta, Magnoliopsida, Rosales, Rosaceae. The record is from the annotation of a GenBank genome assembly.